AACAUUCCACAUCUCACACUAUCCCUAAACCCACAAAAACCCCUCUCUCUCUCCUAAACCCACAAAAACCCCUCUCUCUCUCUCUCUCUCUCUCUCUCUCUCUCUCUCUCAAAUUGUGAAGCAAAAUGGCCAACAAAGAGAUGGAAGUGGUGAAGGGUCUGGACCUAAACAGGUACAUGGGCCGCUGGUACGAAAUUGCCUCAUUCCCGUCAAGGAACCAGCCCAAGAACGGGACCGACACUAGGGCUACCUACACUUUAAGGGACGAUGGAACUGUGCAUGUCCUAAACGAGACUUGGACUGAUGGGAAGAGAGGGUCUAUAGAAGGGACAGCCUAUAAGGCCGAUCCUUCUAAUGACGAGGCCAAGCUCAAGGUCAAAUUCUAUGUUCCCCCUUUCUUGCCUAUAAUCCCCGUUGUUGGGGAUUACUGGGUUUUGUAUCUUGAUGGGGAUUAUCAGUAUGCUUUGAUUGGCCAGCCCUCCAAGAAGUAUCUUUGGAUACUAUGCAGAGAGAACCAUCUAGAUGAAGAGAUAUACAAUCAGCUAGUCCAGAAAGCCAAAGAGGAGGGUUAUGAUGUGAGCAAGCUUCACAAGACAGAGCACACUAAUCCCCCACCAGAGGGAGAAGAAGGCCCCAAGGACACCAAGGGCAUUUGGUGGAUUAAGUCCAUUUUAGGGAAGUAGGUAUUAUUGCAAAAUAGUAGAUAAAUAAACAAUGUUGUUCGAAGCAUAGAAAUAAAGGGGCUUAAAACCCUUGAGUAGAUUGUAUUUGAAAUUUUGAAUGCCCUUAUCCCACUCAACAAUAAUUGUGAGAGUUAUAUAGUUUUUCAAUACAAGUUUUAUGGUGUAGAAAA
Molecule: messenger RNA, 853 nt
Organism: Rhododendron vialii
Lineage: Eukaryota; Viridiplantae; Streptophyta; Magnoliopsida; Ericales; Ericaceae
Product: temperature-induced lipocalin-1-like
Exons: 2
Coding region: 126-683 (185 amino acids)
Source: RefSeq, a predicted model, not a curated record